AUGACUCUCAGCAAGUGGCAAGCCCCCACAGAACUUGCGAGACCAACCCCGCCGGAAGCUAAGUCUUCCCCAGGCCGGAGAACUAGUUCCCACCACCACGCAGCGGGGAAACGCUUCACUGUUCGAGACGGGUUCCACCUAAAAUUCCGCAAUGCGGAGGCGCAGGCUGCAAUCGACGCGCAACUAACGACACGUGGAGAAUCCCCAGAUCCGUUGGCAUUGCCAGAAAGUGAUGAUAAUCUCAACAAAAUCCGUCCAGGGCCUACCAAACAGGAGAUCAUACCGGCUCUUCAAUCACCUAAACGAAUACUACUAACUGAAGGAAAGAGUAACAACAACCUGGAAGGCCAGAACCGUAAUGAUGUGAGUACAGACCGAGAAAAACUUAUAGAUGGAACCAAUUACACUACCAGCACUGCGGUGGCUGUACUCAAUCAACUGCUUCAACCUGAGUAUUCCAACCAAGACUCUGGUCGCACCACUAGCCGUGAAGGAACGUCGGGGGAGGUUCGCGCUGCUCUUAGAGCACCUGCAGAAUGGCUUAUCUAUCGGCAUCGACCGAGCGAAACCAAGCAUCGCAAGCAGCAGAAGGUUGAUAAGUUACUCCAUGAGGUCCUUCACGAACCCCAGGGGUCACAAAAAGUGAUAGGUACGAAGCAAGACGAAGUGCGAGCUCCAAUGAGGCCGCGUUACCAAUCGACGUUGGAUUCGACAUACACUCAGCGUGUUGCUGCAGCACGGCCACAAAAUCAUCAGCAAUGGGAGUACAAACACAAUUGCCAUGGAGAAUUGCUACGACCCCUGACGGAGACGGAGCGGGGACUUUUGCAAAGUCGAGAAGACAACAAUAAGGCCGUGGACAAGUUGCUCGUGUCACUCUUCCAGCCACCAAACGCUUCUGCUACCCGACCAACUGCAGAGACGUCAUUCAUGAAGCCCAAUACCCCGACAAAUAGGUUCUCCACGAGACGAAGUAUGAUGCGACACGAGACGGCAGUGGCUCUGCGUUCUCGUAAUUUGGUGUCACGAAUGAACGAGCUACGCAGUUUGCCGCAGUUACUGGAGCAAAUGGAAGCGCUACAACUGUGGAAAAAGCAGCAACAAAUUGCAGAGCACGGCGUCAACAUCGUGGCCAGGAAUCGCAUCAAUUCGACGUUACAAGUGCUACAGAAGCCACCGCAGACGCCUUUACUCCCUUCAGUUACGGACCACAAAAUGCACCAAGCAAGCAAGCGCAAGCAAGAGCUGGACGCAGCAAAGGAACAGAAUGUCAAGCGUAUCGUGGUUCGCUGGCAGCAACAUCACGAGCAGCGGGUGGAAAGAGCUCGCCGUGUGCAUGUGCAGAGCCGGUGGUUGCUGGUUGUUGCGCUUACUGAAAGCUCCAACAAGUGGCUCACCAGGUUUCACGAGUUUCGCCAGAAGCGCAACGAAUUGGUACGGAUUAUAAUGAUCAAGCGACUGCAGCGAUAUUGGCGACAACGGGCACUCAUACAGCAAAAUUCGUUACAACUGCUUCACUUUGAAUCUAGUAGUCCUCUGUCCUCGGCGUUCUUUCGCAUGCCGGUGGUGAUCCGGGCCGUGAAUAAACUCCAGAUGAGUAUUCGAGCUUGGCUCGAACGGAAGCAUCACCGUGAACGAAAGGAGUGCGUUGCACUGAUCGUGAUAGCGUGGUUCGAGUUCCAAGACGUUAAAUUUCGACGUAUUAUCCUACGCUUUCGGAAACGUGUACGGGAUUUCCAAACCAUGUGGCGCGCUUGGCGAGCGAUCACGGCUGCUCGGAUCAAGCUACUGCUCUUGGUAUGGGCAAAACUGGAGCGCAAGAUCAAGCGUAGACAUGGCGUCGUAACCUUUUCAAUGCCUAACGACCCUCGUCAACUGAAAGGCAGUACUGAAGAAGCCGAUUCGGGGUUGCGAGCUGGAAAAGGCCUGACGAUUCUCGAUAUGCUGCAGCGAUCCACAGCCGAGAGCCCGUUAAACCAGCAACACAAACAGCUGGAGGACAUGCAUCGGCAUUUCCGCAAUGGCGGUUCAGUACACUCGCCCAUUGGUGCAGUUUCUCCAGGAUCAUUCGCACUCCACUCGCCAAUAAGUACAAAUUCUCCCUCCGUUGGGUUUCAAGCUUCAGGAUCGAUUGACAACUCACACGUUCGACAGGAUUUACAGCUGAGAAACAACAUGGAAGAAGAGUUUCAACUCGUCAUGUACGACGUGUACACAACCCGCCAGAAUCUCUCACCCAAAUGGUCAAAGUCAACAAUUGGACCCAAACAAUCGCCUCGUAACUCUUCUCUUCUAAUCCAGUCGUCGCCACUUCAAUUACCGUCUGCAAGCUCCAAUAUGAUGCCUGCUCCUCCGGCGUCGAGAAAGGUUCCUCAUCAGCUCAAAGUGUCAGUACUUCGUAAACUUUUGUCCGAAAAGCGGAAAAUGUAUUCAGACGCUCGAGACCGCGAACGUGAGGCGUGGGCUGCCGCUCGGAAACAAAUGCGCAGUCAGGCAUUCAGGUACGACGUGCUGGAUGAACUAGCAGCGUUUCAGCAACUGCAGGCCAAGUACACGACGUUCUUGGUGCUCCACAGCAUCACAGAGACGGAGAUGGUGCGCCUCAUUCACCAGACUCAGAUCGAGGCCUACGCCGCUGAGUCUGCUGCCACGAAUCAAUUAUCACACCGCAAUAGCAUCCAGGAUGUAGUAGGGGGCCGUCGCAAGAGCCUACUGCCUGGAGUAGUGACCAACACGUAA
Molecule: messenger RNA, 2739 nt
Organism: Phytophthora nicotianae INRA-310
Lineage: Eukaryota; Oomycota; Peronosporomycetes; Peronosporales; Peronosporaceae
Exons: 1
Coding region: 1-2739 (912 amino acids)
Molecular function (GO): protein binding
Source: RefSeq, a predicted model, not a curated record